AUGCUUGCUUCGCAUGCGACCAGUCCCGUUCCAAGCCUCUCAUGGCAACCAUGGAACAAGUCCCUACCCGCUGCCUGUGGUGACAUGCGCCGGCGUCAUGGAGGGCAAUCCGCUGGAGCACCGGAUGUGCGUCCAUUGGCGCUGGAGCUUGUGAGCAUAAGGGGGCUCGACAGCUUGAUCGAGCACGGCUUGCUGGAACGAGUUUGUGAAAUGCUGCCGGCACUAGAGAUUGCGUGGGCGACUUCUGCUUGCAGAAACAUGCAGGCUUUCGCCAAGGAGGUACUCCCUCGUUUGCUGGCAGUUCGAUGUCGACCAGGGCUGCAGCUCCAAACAGCGUCUGCCAGCGAGGCGGCGAUGUUUAGUGAUUGGAUGCGGGACACGCGACAGUGGAACUCCGGGCCCAACACUUCGAAGCCUUACAACGUCGCGAAAGAAGGCUGCGUGGCUGGGGAUGGUGGCGCUUGGAUUUUUCUGGAGCAAGGCACCGACUGGUUGGGGUUCCAGGGCUUGUACUGCAACUUCUCAAGUCCACGACCCAAGCCCAAAUGGGUAUCAUUCCGCCUGUGCUUGCAGACCUUAGAGUUUUCCUGCGGAUUCUUCGCACUGUCAGCUGACAGAAGAACAUGGGGCCUUCAGCCCUUGGUCUUCAUCUUCAAUUACAGGGGGGAUGACAUGCAAACCGGCAAGCGCUGCUUUGCUUUGCAGACGCAGCCAGUGACUGGUGACCUGCACGUUUUGCAGCUUGAGAAGGACCAAAUCCGUGCCGGCGUUCCAUAUGAGGUUGCAGUGCACCUUGAUUGGGAACGGGGUCUUCUGGAGCUCUUCAUCGAUGGGGCGUGUGUCCUCAGAGACAUUAAUUUUCAGGCAGACCUGGAGCCGCGAUACAUCGGUCUCUAUAACUGGAGAAGGCGUGCAGUUUGUGGCUUCUCAGAGAUAUUGGUUGGCAGCAGGCGGCCGUAUCCUGUAGCCGAAUCGCCGCUGCAAGUCUGGAGGGUGUCGGAAAGCCAGAAUCGUCGCGAAGAAGGUUCUGCGCUUACAAUGAGGUCACGCCCACAGAUUGGAUUGACAAGCAACCAGAUCCUUCUCAGCUUCUGCGUGAACUUACGAGAGUCCGCCGUCGCCAGCCUUUUCGAGAACUGCCCAUCAUCGAGGUAUGUCGAAAUUGCUGUGUGCAUGUUCGACAUGACGAACGUGUCGCCCCGAGUGCACCAUCGUGGUGAACUUUGA
Molecule: messenger RNA, 1227 nt
Organism: Symbiodinium necroappetens
Lineage: Eukaryota; Dinophyceae; Suessiales; Symbiodiniaceae
Source: the annotation of a GenBank genome assembly